Molecule: messenger RNA, 995 nt
Organism: Cyprinodon variegatus (sheepshead minnow)
Lineage: Eukaryota; Metazoa; Chordata; Actinopteri; Cyprinodontiformes; Cyprinodontidae
Product: copine-8-like
Exons: 15
Coding region: 22-924 (300 amino acids)
Biological process (GO): cellular response to calcium ion
Cellular component (GO): plasma membrane
Molecular function (GO): calcium-dependent phospholipid binding
Source: RefSeq, a predicted model, not a curated record
AGGAAACCAUUCUCAUCAGCCAUGGCGACUAUAGGAGAUUUCGAUCCCUUAAACUCUACCGUCCCUGCCACUAAAAUCGAGGUGACCGUAUCCUGCAGAAACCUGUUGGACAUGGACACCUUUUCCAAAUCAGAUCCAGUGGUCAUAUUGUAUGUUCAAGCUCUUGGUACUAAGGAGUGGAGAGAGUUCGGUCGGACUGAAGUGAUUGAAAACACGCUGAAUCCAGACUUUGUGAGGAAGUUUGUUCUGGACUACUUCUUUGAGGAGAAACAAAACCUUCGUUUUGACGUGUACAAUGUGGACAUGAGGAGCUGCAACCUGUCCAAACAUGAUUACGUGAACCAAGAGAGGAAAACAUUAGGGAUGCACGAUAUAAUCGGCAGAGAUGGGAACCCUUUACAGGAAAAACUGGGAGGAAUCCCUGGUAAGAAGUGUGGAACCAUCAUCUUCACAGCCGAAGAGCUCAGCAACUGCCGGGACAUAGCCACCAUGCAGUUCUGUGCCAACAAGCUGGAUAAAAAGGAUUUCUUUGGCAAAUCGGAUCCUUUCCUCGUCUUCUACCGGAGCAAUGAAGAUGGAACGUUUACCAUCUGCCACAAAACAGAGGUGAUCAAGAAUAAUCUCAACCCUGUGUGGCAGCCAUUCAUCAUCCCGGUCCGAGCGCUCUGUAACGGUGACUACGACAGGACAGUGAAGGUGGACGUUUAUGACUGGGACAGAGAUGGAAGUCACGACUUCAUUGGAGAGUUUACCACCAGCUACAGGGAACUCUCCAGAGGCCAAAGCCAGUUCAACGUCUAUGAGGUUUUGAAUCCUAAAAAGAAAGGCAAGAAGAAGAAAUAUGUCAACUCAGGAACGGUGACUCUGCUGUCUUUUAAAGUGGACUCCGAGCACACGUUUGUGGACUACAUCAGAGGAGGGUAAGCGCUAAGCCACUUUUCACUGAGGAACACUGGUAUCUUGAAAUUUAGAGCUUUGGUUUAAUAAAAAGGAGG